CCGCGAGCUGCAGCCGGUUGGUCCACAGAGGCGGCUCGAGCCCCUGUCAUCUGGACCCCCCCCCCCGAGGACCCCCCCCCCGAGGACCCAUCAACCUGGAGACCAUUUCACAUCUGGAGAAUAUAACUUUUUCUCUCUUUUUGGAGACAUUCCUCAACAUUUCUGGAAUAACAAAUACAGCAACUAUUUCAAAAGAAAAAAGCGGAUUUCCACUCUUUCACUGAGCAGCUACGAGUCGAGCAGGUCUGGAACGAUGUAGCCUCUUAGAAAGAAAAGAACAGACACUGGACACAUUCUCUCUGAAGCUGCUCCACGCCGAGGAGAUGCUCAGUCGGAACUAACAUCCAGAAAGUCCUCUGAGUUCCCUCCUCUUCUUCUCUAACACAUUCACAGUUUCCCUCUAAGAUGAUGCGUCUCGUGGACUUGUCCCUGUAGGGCCUCGUCCCACCGGGCUGGGGGCCGGCGAAGGACCCACAGGAUGCGUCACAGGGGACUGGACUGGAGGUUCCCGUGAAUCUCGAGGUCGACCGAUGCAGCCAUGGGCCGAUUGCUGGAUCUCUGAGAGCAACUGUCUCCCUCCUCCUCCGCCACGUCCUUUUCUUCUCCCCCCUCCCCCUCCUUCUCUUCUUCCUUUGCCCUACAUACUUUAUGUCCAGUCCUGCAGAAAAUAGCCGUCAACCUGUGAUAAUUUCUCCUUCCCUUUAUCUGCAAACCAUGGAGAGAAUUGUUGCUCCGAUCCGGGGGCAGGCAAGGUGGCCUCUCCCAGUGAUACUCUUGUAUUUUGCCCCACUGUUGCUAAUGGAAGGUGGGUGCCUUGCAGCCCCCUCGGGCCCCGAGUCCGACUCCUGUUCCACCCUAGUCCAGAGCCGCUUCUUCGGCUUCUUCCUGUCGUCGUCGGUGUUCCCCACCAUACCUUGCUCCUGGACCCUGCAGAACCCCGAUCCGCGGCGCUACACAAUCUUCAUCAAGGUGACCAAACCCACAGAGGACUGCGUGCCGUCGCAGCUACGCAGCUUCCAGUACGACUCGUUCCUGGAAACCACUCGCACCUACCUGGGCAUGGAGAGCUUUGACGAGGUGGUGAGGCUGUGCGAUACCUCGGCCCCCGUGGCCUUCCUGGAGGCCGGGAAGCAGUUCCUCCAAAUGCGGAAGGGGCCUCCGCGAGUGGGCGCGGCCGUCGCGGACGGUGACGGGGAAUUCAAAACAGAGUACCUGGUCGUGGGCAAGCGCAACCCCAGCAUGGCGGCCUGUCAGAUGCUAUGCCAGUGGCUGGAGGACUGCCUGGCCUCCAGCACCUCUAACAGGCCCUGUGGCAUCAUGCAGACUCCGUGUUUGUGCUGGGAGCCGCCGCCACUGCUCAGCGAGGGGGACAGCUGCUAUCACAAUGGAGUUUACCUGGAAAACUGUUUACCCAGCGUGAAGGAGAGUGGAAAGGACGCUGAGAUAAAUGGUGGCUGGACUGUGUGGAGUCUGUGGGCGCAGUGCAGCAGCGAGUGCGGCGGCGGGAUUCAGAUCCGCACCAGGACUUGCCAGUCACCUCCGGAGGAGUCGUACCUGUGUGAGGGAGUGGUGGAGGAGGGCCGGCCGUGCAACUCGCAGCCCUGCACCGGCAAAGGUCGCCAUCACUCUCGCAGCCAAUCGCUUCGCUCGGUGGACAGCCGCAAGCGCGAUGACGUAGACAAGCCCCGCGGUGGACCGCAGAGCCCGCAGACAGUAGACUCAGCUUCAGGUGAGGAGUGGUCAGCGUGGAGUGUGUGUUCUGCCACGUGUGGGGAGGGCUGGCAGAGUCGCACUCGUUUCUGCGUGUCCUCCUCUUACAGCACCCAGUGUAGUGGGCCACUGCGAGAGCAGAGACCUUGCAACAACUCUGCUGUGUGUCCAGCUGCUCUGAUUGCAGUGCACGGUGCUUGGGACGAGUGGUCGCCGUGGAGUUUAUGUUCAUCGACCUGUGGCCGAGGUUACAGGUCCCGAACGCGAUCUUGCGCGCCCCCUCAGUUUGGGGGAGAUGCUUGUGAGGGUCCAGAGAAACAGACCAAAUUCUGCAACAUAGCUGUCUGUCCAGUGGACGGGCUGUGGAACGAGUGGUCCAGCUGGAGCACCUGCUCUGCCUCCUGCUCUAAUGGGACCAUGCAGAGAACCAGGGAGUGUAAUGGCCCUUCGUACGGAGGCUCAGAGUGCAGAGGAGAGUGGCUGGAGACGGUCGACUGUUUCCUCAGGGAGUGUCCGGUGGAUGGCAAGUGGCAGCCGUGGUCUUUGUGGUCGGGCUGUUCUAAAACGUGCGGAGGGGGGAGUCAGCAGAGAAACAGGAUUUGUUAUGGGCCCUUUUUUGAGGGCCAGCCUUGUCCUGGAGAACGGGAGGAGGUCCGGCGCUGUAACGAAAAGAGAUGUCCAGAACCUCAUGAAAUAUGUGGGGAGGACAACUUUUCCAACGUUGUGUGGAAGAUGACUCCAUCAGGGGAUACAGCAGCUGUACGCUGUCCUCCCAAUGCCAUGGGCCUCAUCCUGCGCCGCUGCACCCUGGAUGAAGAGGGCAUCGCCUACUGGGAGAACCCCACCUACAUGAAAUGCAUUUCCAAUGACUACCGCAGCAUACAAACUCUGACUCGGGAACAUUUGUCCAAAGCGCAACGCGGCCUUGUGGGAGACGGAGUUUCAGAGGUGAUGACCAAGCUGAGGGUGACGUCCAGCGAUGGAACCAGCUACAGCGGCGACCUGCUGGCCGUCCUGGAUGUGCUGAAGAACAUGACGGAGAUCUUCAGGAGGGCGUACUACAGCCCCAGCAGUGCAGACAUGAGGAACUUUGUGCAAUCUGUCAGCAAUCUGUUGAUGGAAGAGAACAGGGACAGAUGGGAGGAAGCACAACUGCUGGGGCCGAACGUCAAAGAGCUGUUCCGCCUGGUGGAGGACUUUGUGGACGUCAUCGGUCUGAGGAUGAAAGACUUUCAAGACAUGUAUGAAGUCACCGAUAACCUAGUCUUGAGCAUCCACAAGCGUCCGGUGACGGGCCACGCCGACAUCAGCUUCCCCAUGAAGGGCUGGAGGGGCAUGGUGGACUGGGCCCGCAGCUCUGAGGACAGAGUCACCAUCCCCAAAAACAUCCUGUCCACUGGAAAGCCAGAUUCCGACGACUCCUCGACGUUUGUAACCGGCAUCGUCCUGUACAGAAAUCUGGGAAGUAUUCUGACUCUGCAGAGGAACAGCACCGUUCUUAACUCCAAGGUCUUGUCGGUGGCCGUCAAGCCCACACCCGCUUCGCUCUCCGCUCCGGUCGUCGUCGAAUUCUCUCACCUGUACAACGGCACCAUCAACCACACCUGUAUAUCCUGGGACGAGAGUGACAGCUCCUCGCUGCUGGGAUCCUGGUCUGCCAGGGGCUGCAGGACCGUGCUCGUCGACUCGUUCCGAACCAAAUGCGUGUGUGACAGACUGUCCACCUUCGCCAUCUUAGCGCGGCUGAAUCCAGAAAUGAACAUGGACAAGACGCAGCUCCCGUCUGUGACGCUGAUCGUGGGCUGCGGAGUGUCGUCGCUCACGUUGUUGCUGCUCAUCAUCAUCUACGUGUCCGUCUGGAGGUACAUCCGGUCCGAGCGCUCAGUCAUCCUCAUCAACUUCUGCCUCUCCAUCAUUUCCUCCAACGCCCUGAUUCUCAUCGGACAGACACAGACGCGGAAUAAGGUCCUGUGCACGCUGAUCGCAGCCUUCCUUCACUUCUUCUUCCUGUCCUCGUUCUGCUGGGUGCUGACCGAGGCGUGGCAGUCGUACAUGGCGGUGACGGGCCGCCUCCGGAAUCGCAUCAUACGCAAGCGCUUCCUGUGUCUCGGCUGGGGUCUGCCCGCGCUCGUGGUGGCGAUCUCGGUCGGAUUCACCAAGGCGAAGGGAUACGGAACUCCAAGCUACUGCUGGCUGUCUCUGGAAGGAGGUCUUCUUUAUGCGUUUGUUGGACCUGCUGCAGCUGUCGUCUUGGUUAACAUGGUUAUUGGGAUUCUCGUUUUUAACAAACUGGUGUCCAAAGACGGCAUUACUGAUAUGAAACUAAAGGAGAGGGCGGGUCAGAUGACAGUGCCACUGUACAAUAUGACGCUCAAAUGUGCCAAGUGCGGAGUUAUCUCUUCGGCUGACGUUUCCACCACAGCUACCAGUAACGCCAUGGCCUCACUGUGGAGCUCCUGUGUGGUCUUGCCCCUCCUGGCACUCACUUGGAUGUCGGCGGUCCUUGCGAUCACCGACCGGCGCUCUGCGCUCUUCCAGAUCCUCUUUGCCGUCUUCGAUUCACUGGAAGGCUUCGUCAUCGUCAUGGUGCACUGCAUCCUGCGCAGAGAGGUCCAGGAGGCGGUGAAGUGCCGUGUUGUGGACCGACAGGAGGACGCAAACGGAGACUCGGGGGGAUCUUUCCAGAAUGGCCAUGCUCAGCUCAUGGUGUGCACAGUUGAUCCAACGUUUCCCGUUUUCUGCCCUCAGACUGACUUCGAGAAAGACGUCGACAUGGCUUGCAGAUCAGGCACGAUGAAGCGCUCGUCCCUCCAGGGGGAGGAGAAGGCCUCCUCCGGGACCCUCACCCUCCAGAAGGGUUCCAACUUCAACACCAUGCCGGCCAGCAUGGCCAAGGUUCACCUGCAGAACGUGGCCGACUACAACUGUCACACUCUGACGCUGCGCCGGGAGAAAGGCGCCGCGAAAGGCAUCAGCACGGAGCUGCCGGGCGCCAAGUCCAUCUACAUCUGCGACGGCGAACUCUUCAAGCAGCUGGACGGAGAGCUGCCUCGCGGGAACGGCGAGGGCAGCAGCUCCGAGGGCGCCGGCAAAGGCCCAGGGUACGUCAUCAUGCCGACCAACAACACGGGCACUCUAAAGGCGGCCAAGGGGAAAGAGGAGCAUGCGGCCAAGUACAACAUCGGCAUGGAGCAGCUGCCUCAGACCAGGCUCGUCCACCUGGCCAACUCUGCCGGCGGAGAGCCGGUGCCCGGCUUCGGGCUGAAGACCCUGCCUGCAGACCAGGUCAGUGUGUCGUGCUCUGACAGAGACUCACCUGCACAAAACCUGCAGAACAUGCCCAGAGACGCCCAGGUGGCCAACAACAUGUGCGACGGGGGCGACUCCGGGAACUCCGGCGUGAUGUCCAAGAGCGAGACCGUCUCCACACUGUCCAUGAGCUCGCUAGAGAGACGAAAAUCACGCUAUGCAGAGCUUGACUUUGAGAGAAUAAUGCACACCCGGAAGCGCCACCAGGACAUGUUUCAGGACCUGAACAGGAAGAUUCACAGUGCAGACAAGGAUAGAGAGUCUCCACCUGUUGACGCCAAAGCUGCCAAAAGAUGGAGUGUGUCCUCUGCCAGCAGUGACAAGACCAACAUGAGUGACAAGCAACAGACCCCGAGCAAGAGGGCGUGGGAGGGCAUCAGGAAGACCCACUCGCCCCCAUCCUGGGUGAGGAAGGACCUGGAGACGGUGGUGGCCUCUCCCCUGGAGCUGCAGACGGUGGAGUGGGAGAAGACCAGCGCCACCAUUCCCCUGGUGGGCCAGGAGAUCAUGGACCUUCAGACAGAGGUGUGACCAGAUACUGGCCGUCAGUCGACCACUCUCGACUUGUAUGGGUGUUUUUUUUGUCUUUCUUUUCAAAUGCUCUCAGACAAACUCACACACACACACACACACACACACACACACACACACACACACACUGCCCUGCUCUGUGCUUAUACAACCUGGACGCAGCCCACUGCAAGAAGGUGAGGAGGGAGAGAGAGACGCAUCGCAACGUCAGAAAAUCAAUUCAACCAAUUAAAGAGAGAAUGGGAACACGGUGUCUUUCUCUGUUCUUUCAUUUUUUAAUGUAUGGACUGUGUUUUUUUUUGUCAGAAAAAAAUACUAGUCAUCUUAUUGUACAUGGUGUGGGAUGCCAUGCUGGCUUUACAGUACGUGGGAGACAGAUUUCCAAAGUGGCUGAUUCAGCCGCUUCAUCUGCAUCAUGUAAUAAACAGCACAGCGACGGUAAUCACCCCUAUAUUAAAUGGUUACAAUGUAAUAAUCAUGAUUAUGCCUCUUAUUUCCCCCACUGUUGAGAGUAUUGUUGCGUCCGCUCUCUCUUUUCUCCCGAUGAACACUUCUGUUGUACUUGACUCGAGUUGCCUCUGGAUUUAUUUUCUUCGUCGACAUCAAGUUCAAACGGGAAAAUGAAACGAGGGUUUGAGGAGGCAGACUGCCAAACAAACGUCCACGUGGCCCCGGCCCACAAAACAAACUCAGCCAGAUCCCUUUGGAUCGAAUACUUUACCCCCCGACCCCUGCGGGCAGAGUUGGCCUGGCAAAGGGGAGAAUAAAAAAAAUUUAAAAAUCGAAGACGUCACCUUGAGCCCAAGCGGCAGGUCGCCUCCUCGUCGACAGACGCCUCAGAGACGCCAGAGACCUUUGGGCUUUGCGCCCUCAUCGGCCCCUCGGCCUCGACCUCGACCUCAGUCGCCCCCAGAGGCGACCACACGGACGUCAUCGCUGCGUCCCGACGGAGCCACGUUCAACAAACACAUGCUGUUGUGUGUCCCGUCUCAAUGUAUAAGCAGGCUCGGUACAGUAAAUGCAAACAGGACGAUGUUUCAAAGGAAAAAGGUACUUGAGCACGCGUGUGUGUGUAUGUUGAGUAAAACAAGGUACAGACGGGUGACAAGUUAAAGGAUGAACCAACAUAAAGUUUCUUACUAAGGUGUUGCGCAUGCCGGCACUGAUUCUACAAGUCUCCUGAACUCAAGAGGAGGAAUGGAAAACCGUUCUUCCAAAGGAUACUCCCUCAUUUGGUGUUUCUGUCCCCUCGUGUCCCGAGGACGGGGCAAAUUGUUUCUCUAGGUUUUUCCUUUAAUUCAUCACCUGUCUGUAAACGACUUAUAGAUCAUAUAUAUGUAUGUAUAUAUAUAUAUACAUGUAUAUGGUAUGAUGAUGACUCAAGAGUUCGUGUGAAGGAUGGCGGUUGCACACAGAGAAAGCACAAGGCUCACUUGGAGUCCUGAUGUACAGCAUUGUAAUUAUUUCAGAGUUCUACAGAAUGGAUUUUAGCCUAUAAAUAUCUUUCUUACUGUGCUUGGGGAUAGUUGUUAUCAUUAUUAUAAAUAUGAACAUAAUUAUUCUGAUACUGCCCCCCCCCUUCAGGUUACUGGACUAUAGGAGUGUUCUGUAUCGCAAUGUAACUGUGUAUUUUGAUAUCACCGCCAGUCACUCCCUCAGAUCUGUGUUUGUCGAAAAACCCCUGACCUCCGACCCCCUGGCCUCCGACACACACACCCCCCACCUCGCUUCACUUCCCUUUUUAUUUUACCAGGGUCGACUCUUUGUUAAUGUACAGUUUUCAGAGCACAAAAUGAAUGUGUCUUAUUUCUAAUAAAAACAUAUCUAUACGAUAAAA
Molecule: messenger RNA, 7387 nt
Organism: Scophthalmus maximus (turbot)
Lineage: Eukaryota; Metazoa; Chordata; Actinopteri; Pleuronectiformes; Scophthalmidae
Gene: adgrb1a
Product: adhesion G protein-coupled receptor B1a
Exons: 32
Coding region: 649-5550 (1633 amino acids)
Biological process (GO): adenylate cyclase-activating G protein-coupled receptor signaling pathway; negative regulation of angiogenesis; engulfment of apoptotic cell
Cellular component (GO): dendrite; plasma membrane; postsynaptic density
Molecular function (GO): G protein-coupled receptor activity
Source: RefSeq, a predicted model, not a curated record